Danio aesculapii is the source of this 2496-nucleotide messenger RNA. It is a transcript of the gene cxcr3.1, whose product is annotated as chemokine (C-X-C motif) receptor 3, tandem duplicate 1. Gene Ontology annotation, biological process: chemotaxis; immune response; regulation of leukocyte migration. NCBI's taxonomy places the organism in Eukaryota, Metazoa, Chordata, Actinopteri, Cypriniformes, Danionidae. Gene Ontology annotation, molecular function: C-X-C chemokine receptor activity. The transcript has 3 exons. The record is from RefSeq and is a predicted model, not a curated record. Bases 89 to 1192 code for a protein of 367 amino acids. Gene Ontology annotation, cellular component: membrane.
UGUGACCUUUAGGUUUAUUAAUGACUAGCUCUCUAUGUGCCAACCAUUUUAGCACCUCUCAACCUCUGCGAGAGCACUUACGAAGAAAAUGAAUGUUGACUCAAAAACAACAUUCAAUAUGAAGGAUUACAGUGACUUUGCAGAUCUUUACAAUUACAGCGACUACAAUUACAGUGAAAGCUAUGGCGCAGGAGCUGUGUGCACUCAAGACUCCAGCAUGCACUUUGACAGCAUUUUUAAGCCGAUCCUUUACUCACUGGCAGCGGUCGUGGGGCUGCUGGGAAACGGCCUGGUUCUGAUUGUACUGUGGAAGAAGAGGGCGGGUUUGAAUGUUACAGACAUCUUCAUCCUCCACCUGAGCCUGGCAGACAUAUUGCUGCUGUUAACACUGCCCUUCUGGGCUGUACAGGCGGUGAAGGGAUGGAUCUUUGGCACAGCAUUGUGCAAACUGACUGGAGCUCUGUUCAAGAUCAAUUUCUACUGUGGCAUUUACAUGCUUUCCUGCAUCAGUCUCGACCGCUACCUGUCCAUCGUCCAUGCAGUGCAGAUGUACUCUCGUAAAAAGCCCAUCGCGGUUCACUGUUGCUGCCUGAUGGUCUGGUUCUUCUGCUUUUUGCUCUCCACUCCCGAAUGGAUAUUACUUGGUGCCAACAAGGACUCCAGACGUCAGGAUAGAACAGAAUGUGUUCAUUUAGAAGCUCCUUCUAAAUUUUGGCUUUUGGUCGACCGUCUGGUCUAUCAUCUUUUGGGUUACCUGAUUCCAGCAAUAAUGAUGGUCUUCUGCUACACUUGCAUUCUGCUGCGCUUGCUGCUCGGCUCCAAGUGCAUGCAGAAAAAGAGAGCCAUCCAUGUCAUUGUAGCCCUGGUGCUGGCCUUCUUCAUCAGCUGGACACCGUACAACAUCGCCCUCAUGGCUGACACCAUGCAUACUAACAGGACUGACUUUAACCAAACUUCCUGCGGGACCAGAACCACGUUGGAUGUUGCGAUCACAGCCACUUCAACAUUUGCCUACAUGCACUGCUGUGUCAACCCAAUUCUUUAUGCUUUUGUGGGGGUGAAAUUUCGUCAGCACUUGCUGGACAUGCUACGACCUCUGGGCUUCAAGCUGAAGGGCCGCGCAGGCCUGGUUUCUAGGCGGAGCUCGGGAUGGUCAGAGUCAGUGGACACGUCCCACACAUCUGCUUUCUGAAACAUCAAAUGCCAUCAGACCGUUACCAAGCCAGCAUCUUUUCCUGUAAUUUGUACUCAACAUUGUUGUAUUAUGCUAGAGGAAUUCAAGAACUCAUGCAUUGCCGUUCACACCAAUGAUGAUAACUAUAACAAAAGGAAAAAAAGUCCGAAAAAAGUAGUAGAACUAUUGGCGUUAUACCCUAUUUUUGAUGUGUUCACCCAGCAGGGAUUGGGAAUUAGUUAUAGAAAUCACCAUUGAGGAAACUAAAAAAAUCCCCUACUUUAAAGAAUGGUCUAAUCCAGCACAACUGGAACUACAAGUGACAUUAGUGUACACUGAUUGGGUUAAUGGCAUGCCAUGCAAAAUACACAGUAUUUUUAAGUGUUACAAGACAUAUACGGCCUUGAUGAUACAGUACCAUUUCAAGUUGUCAUAUUUUGUCUCUCAUUUUAAUUUUGUUCUUUUAGUCACAUAUCAUAUGUUCCAUUUCUGUUAUUAUGACAAACACAAAAUUCAAAUAGAGUCCUCUGUGAUAAAAAAAACGAGCCUAAUAAUACAAUUAGAAAAAAAAACGGUCUAAGAUGAAAAUGUAGUUAUCAAGACUUUAUUUUUUUUGUCACACUCUAUAUGAUCGAAGUGUUGUGAAUGUUUUGUUGAGGUGUUAUUGGUUCAAAUGUGUGUAAUAUUCAUUAUUUCAAAAUUUUCGCUAUGGAAAAAAAUUCAGACCUAUAUAGUUAGAUGAUCUGUCUAUUUCACUCUGAGACUCCAAACACAGCAAUCCUCUGACAGCAGAGGAGUGAAAUCAAUGGCUAAAACAAUCAAACAACAUCGCCAUCUUCUGUGUUGGAGGUUAAUGUUACUUUAGUUUUAAUAAACAUAGUUAUCAUACGUGAUUUGAACCAGUUUUGAAUGUCUAGACUGUGCUCAUUAAUACACGUAAUGUUUUAAAACAUGAAUAUAGAUGUUUAAGCUCUUCACAUGUGGCAGCUACUGCAGGUUUUCAACUGUUUAGCUUUCUGUUUAAUAUAUUGAUUGCCUGCAACAGAGAUAAAAGUUAAUAUUAUGUUAAAAUAGAUCACUUUCAAUUACUCAUCAACUGGAUAAUGCUUUUAAAAAAUGUGAGAAGCUGAAAUUGAUAUAUUUUUAAUAUUUACUUUUAUAAAUAUAUAUUUUAUUUUUUGAUACAUAUUAUUCAUUAUGUUUUGGAGUUAAUUUUAUGUAGUGUUUAGUAAUGCUUUCCUGAUAUUUACUGUAUGAUGUUCUAUUUUUUCUGUAUUUUCUUUUGCUGUAAAUAGAUUUUUUUAAAUCUCAUAAAUAAUAUU